GACGACAAUGUCGAAAGGAAAAGAUCGCUAGGGUUAUGUGAAAUCGGAUACGACGGUUUCAUAACCCGAAAAGUUGGCCGGAAAGUCUUUUUUUGUUUUUAAGCAGCCAGGGAAAAGAUGCGAUGAAUGAAUUGAACUUCGGGUCUUACUUAGCGAUGGUGACGUCACCUUUGUCAAAAAUUAAAAUGCGAGAGGAACAAUAAAAGCCACCAAAUAAGAGUGACAGCUGGUUAAACUCAAACCGCAUAAAGACUUUCCUUCUGAAAAUCUCCUUGAAGACGGGGAUUUUCUUAUAGUUAAUUUAAUAGAAGUUUCCAUAUAAAAAUUCUCACCGGAUAACACCAGAGUCAAAUUCAAGCAAAGGACUAUCCAUUAUUGGUGGAACGGACUUUCGCUUCAGUGUCCGUCCAUCCGACGCGCUAGUGUUGGGGCACCGUUGCCUAGAAGCCAGGACAAAACUAGAGAUGUGUAAAUUUGAAGACAACGUUUUGAAGGCGAUCAGGAAAGCGAAACCGGAGAAUGGAAACUACCGCUCAGUUUUCUAUUCCCCCAGGGCUAACUGAUCUACUCGAGGAAUUUGUCGUCAAGUGCAUUCAGGAGAAUCCAAGCGAUUUAGUCGAGUUCGCCGCUGAUUACUUCGACAUGCUGCGCCUUGGAAGAAAGAAGAAAGAAAGCAAAGCCGGAAAAGAAUCGGCCGCAUCAAAACCCGAAAAAAAAGAAACUGUAGAGGAUAAGGAAGAAGUGCAAGAGCCGCCGAAGAUCCCUGCUCGUGGAAGACGCAGAGCCGUCGCAGCUGAAGCGUACAACCCUAAUGAAAACGACACGGAGGUGAAAUGUGUAGUUCACCCAAAAACAGAUGAACAAUUACAGCGCUUGAAAAAAUCGGUCGAGAACAUUUUGCUUUUCAAGUCGUGCGACCGAGACCAGCUUAAAGAAAUUCUAAACGCUAUGUUCGAGCGAAAGGUGAGCCCCGAAGACGAAAUUAUUCGGCAAGGAGCCGAUGGAGACAAUUUCUAUGUAAUUGAUAAUGGCGUCUUUGAUGUUUUUAUAGAGAAGGACGGCAAGGAACUGAAGGUUCAUACUUUUAAAGAUGAGGGCAGCUUUGGCGAGCUUGCGCUCAUGUACAACUGCCCCAGAAAUGCUACCAUUAUAGCUAAAUCUGAAGGAAGCAUUUGGGCUCUCGAUCAAUCCACCUUUCGGCGAAUAGUCGUUGGAGCUGCAGCUAGAAGGCGACAAAUGUACGAGGCCCUUCUCGAGAACGUCCCCAUGUUAAAGGAACUACAGGCUUACGAGAGAAUGAAUUUGGCCGACGCUUUGGAAACAAAAAUCUUUGACGAUGGCCAGUGUAUCAUUCGACAGAAUGACGAGGCAGAUUGUAUGUAUUUUAUCGAGGCCGGCACGGUUCGCGUCACGGUAUCAGAUAAAGAAAUCUCUCGGCUGACAAAAGGAGCUUACUUCGGAGAGGUCGCGCUGGUGACGAAGAAUCCGCGAUCCGCCUCGGUUUUCGCAGAGGGAGAAGCAAAGUGCGCGGUUUUGAAUGUAGAUGCGUUUGAGAGGCUUCUAGGACCGUGUAUGGACAUCAUGAAACGAAACAUUACACACUACGAGGAACAACGCAAAGCUUUAGGCUUAGAAUAAUGGCUUGAUGAACCGUAACACCUGCUCCAGUGACUAGUAGUUUAAAAGCGAAAAUUUUAGUUUACAAGCGCACAAAACCGAACUUGGAUUAGCGUUUGGCGCAGUAUUUAGCUCGCUGUUUAUAAAUGAAAUUAUCCUAAACCAUUUCUUUAGUUUCGAAACUGAAAUUUUGGGAAACAUGAAAUUGCCAAAUGUGAUGAGUUUUUUGAGGAUAAACCGCUCACCAGGGUGUUGUAAUUAUGCAUGCAAGUUGCGGUAAUUUUGCAGUUUUAGUGCCAGAACUGGUUGUUUUUAUCUUGCGUGUUGUGUUAUUAUUGCUGUGUUCGGUUGUUCUGAUUGUUCGUGUUUUGAACAGAUCAGGUUUCCUGUUUCCAGUGAACUUGGCGUUUCGCUUCCUCAGUAAAAUAUAUUAUUCGGAACUCGGCGAUGAAGUCGCGCUGACUUCUCCAUGCGAAAAUUAGAUGCAUAUACAAAAUUAAGAUGGAGACGUGCUCAUCGAAUUAACGAGCAAAUCCUGUCGAUUCAAUAUGGCAAAGGUGGUUUCGCUUUCGUCUGAAAAUCUGUUAAAUCUAUCUGGCUCGCAACGGAUGACCUUUUGGGCAGCACUGCCUGUUUUUUAAAAUAACCGCAGAUUAAAAGAACACUUCACCAUGACAAAAUAGAUAGCUUAAAACGUGUAUUUAGUGUGUUUAAAAUGCAAGAUGGCCACCAUAUACUGAACCAAAUUGCAAUUUAUCUACGUUCUUUGUACACAACUUGAAACGAUCCAUCCUUUGACUGAAUGAGUUCCACGCUGCCAAAUAAUGGAACAGUUGUUGAUUGAAAUUGUAUAUCAAUCCUUUUAAACCGCGUAAUUAGAAUAUUCAUGUCUGGCUUUUAUUCAAAUUACUCGGACCGAACCUUCUAUUUCUAAGUAAAAGGAAUUAGGGACUAGUUUUAAUAGAAUAGUUGUUUUGAUUGAUUGAGUGACUUAACCAAAAUUAUAAGAAGAAGUUAUUUGCUUUUCUCUUACGAGAAAUGUGUAUGUCGUUCAAAGUUUUAUUAAACCACUGUUUUAUCCAUC
Pocillopora verrucosa is the source of this 2701-nucleotide messenger RNA. The record is from RefSeq and is a predicted model, not a curated record. NCBI's taxonomy places the organism in Eukaryota, Metazoa, Cnidaria, Anthozoa, Scleractinia, Pocilloporidae.